Molecule: messenger RNA, 3288 nt
Organism: Sporothrix brasiliensis 5110
Lineage: Eukaryota; Fungi; Ascomycota; Sordariomycetes; Ophiostomatales; Ophiostomataceae
Product: V-type H+-transporting ATPase subunit A
Exons: 3
Coding region: 1-3288 (1095 amino acids)
Biological process (GO): protein splicing; ATP metabolic process; proton transmembrane transport
Cellular component (GO): fungal-type vacuole membrane
Molecular function (GO): proton-transporting ATPase activity, rotational mechanism; DNA binding; endonuclease activity
Source: RefSeq, a predicted model, not a curated record
AUGGAACAUAUAGGCAAGAUCUACUCGGUGUCCGGACCCGUCGUGGUCGCCGAGGAGAUGGAGGGCGUGGCCAUGUACGAGCUUGUCAAGGUCGGCCACGCCAACCUCGUCGGCGAGGUCAUCCGCAUCAGCGCCGACCGUGCCACCAUCCAGGUGUACGAGGAGACGGCCGGUGUCCAGGUCGGUGAUCCGGUGCUGCGGACGGGCAAGCCGCUGUCGGUCGAGCUCGGCCCCGGUCUGCUCAACAACAUCUACGACGGCAUCCAGCGGCCGCUCGCCGCCAUUGCCGACACCUCCAAGAGCAUCUACAUCCCCCGCGGCAUUGCCACCAACGCCCUCGACCGCGAGAAGAAGUGGCAGUUCCGGCCGACGAUGAAGGUCGGCGACCACAUUGCCGGCGGCGACGUGUGGGGCAUUGUGUACGAGAACUCGUUUGUCACGGAGCACAAGAUCUUGCUGCCGCCGCGCGCGCGCGGCACCAUCAAGCGCAUUGUCGAGGCCGGCGACUACACCGUCGACGAGAAGAUCCUGGACGUGGAGUUUGACGGCAAGGUCACGGGCUACGGCAUGAUGCAGACGUGGCCCGUGCGCGCGCCGCGGCCGACAACCGAGAAGAAGUCGGCCGGCCAGCCGUUCCUGGUCGGCCAGCGCGUGCUGGACGCGCUGUUCCCGUCGGUGCAGGGCGGCACCGUGGCCAUCCCCGGUGCGUUUGGCUGCGGCAAGACGGUCAUUAGCCAGUCCGUGUCCAAGUUCUCCAACAGCGACGUAAUUGUGUACGUGGGCUGCUUUGCCGCGGGGACUCCGGUCAUGAUGUCCAACGGCACCAUCCAGCCUGUCGAGACCAUCGAUCUGGGCGACCACGUCAUGGGCAAGGAUGGCAAGCCCCGCAUGGUGAUGGGCCUCCCCCGUGGCACGGAGACCAUGUACAAGGUCUCCAUGAAGACGCAACACAGCAACGAGAACGCUCGGCUGGCUUCGUUUGUGUGCAACGCUUCCCAUUUGCUGGUCGUCGUGACGCCCCAGCAUAUUCGCAAGACCACGCACGUUCUCCGCGGCAAGAAGAUGACUUCGGUGUGCUGGUUCGACUGGGACACCGCCCAAGCCGAGGACGGACGCCCUGUCCGCCUGGUCAAGCUCUUCACCAAGUCCUGGAACCACGACGCCCAUGGCGGUGAGGCUGCUGCUGACGCGAAGGCUGCGGCCUUCCGAUCGGAACUCCCUGCGGGUGACUUCGAGUGGAGCAUCGAGGCCCGCGAUGUAUCCCUGCUUGGGACUGAUGUCCGCAAGGCCACCCAACAGCUGAUCAACCCUGUCCUCUUCCAGGCUGGGCAUCUGUCCCAGGUCCUCGAGCGCCAUGGCUACGAAUCGGGCGCGCCGGAGAUGGCCUAUCUCCUGGGAUCCUGGGUUGGCGGUGGGUACGACGACAGGGCCGCCUUUGCUGUGGAUGCUCGCGAUACGGCCAUCAAGGGCCGCAUGCAGGAGUACGGCAGCUUGUUCGACCUCACCGUGGACAGCCGCGAGUACAAGAAGGACAUGUACUCCAACCAGGCCGAUGCCAAGACCAACCCGCCUGACGACUCGCCCGCCAAAAAGGCUCGAAAGAUCCUCGGAGAUAUCCAGGUCAAUGCCACUCUCAACCGUGAUGAGACCUCCCCGACUGUCAAGAAGGGUUUCACCGGUAUUGGGGACGAGACGGUCGUCCUCCGCCCCUCGGGUACCGUUGCUGGGGCUGGGAAGACAAAGCCGCUCAACACGGGCAAUGCCUUCUGGGCUGUGGCCAACGCCAUGGGCGUCCGCGGCCCGGGUGGACAGCAUGCCAAGGUGAUCCCUGACGUGCUGAUGUGCGAGCCUUUCGAGGUUCGUGAGCAAUUCUUGGCCGGCCUCGUCGACUCGGACGGCCACGUCAAGCACAGCCCGCCCAGCGCUACGAUCAAGACCAUCGACACCGCUAUCUGUGAAGGGGUGAUCAAGAUUGCCCGAUCGCUGGGCGUCCGCGUGUCUGUGUCGACCGAGGCCGCGUCUGUGAUCCGCGGUGUCUCACACAAGAAAGCCUACGCCGUUUUCCUGAGCGACCCCGAGAACACUGGUGUUUUGGCCUCCAUCCUGAGUCGCUGCGCUCUGGAGCGCAAGAAGCUGCCGGCCCCGGCUGCUGUGGACCGCAAGGGCCAGGCCAUGUACUUUGACCUCGAGAAGCAGGCGCCCGCCGAGUACUACGGCGUCACCCUGGCCGACAACACCGACCACCAGUUCCUGCUGGGCAACAUGACGCUCGUCCACAACUGUGGCGAGCGAGGAAAUGAGAUGGCCGAGGUGCUCAAGGACUUCCCCGAGCUGUCCAUUGAGGUCGACGGCCGCAAGGAGCCCAUCAUGAAGCGCACCACAUUGAUUGCCAACACCUCCAACAUGCCCGUCGCCGCCCGCGAGGCCUCCAUCUACACGGGGAUUACCGUGGCGGAGUACUUCCGCGACCAGGGCCUCAACGUCGCCAUGAUGGCCGACUCGUCGUCGCGGUGGGCCGAGGCCCUGCGUGAGAUUUCGGGCCGUCUCGGUGAAAUGCCGGCCGACCAAGGCUUCCCCGCGUACCUGGGCGCCAAGCUGGCCAGCUUCUACGAGCGCGCCGGCCGCGUCAGCUCGCUGGGCUCGCCGCCGCGCGAGGGCAGUGUCAGCAUUGUCGGUGCGGUCAGCCCGCCCGGUGGUGAUUUCUCGGACCCUGUGACGGCAUCGACGCUCGGUAUUGUGCAGGUCUUCUGGGGUCUCGACAAGAAGCUGGCGCAGCGCAAGCACUUCCCGUCCGUCAACACGUCGCUGUCGUACUCCAAGUACACCAACGUGCUGGACCGGUGGUACGAGAAGGAGUACCCCGACUUCCCGCGCCUGCGCGAGCGCAUCCGCCAGCUGCUGUCCGACUCGGAGGAGCUCGACCAGGUGGUGCAGCUGGUCGGCAAGUCGGCGCUGUCGGACCCGGACAAGAUCACCCUCGACAUGGCGACGCUGAUCAAGGAGGACUUUUUGCAGCAGAACGGCUACUCGGACUACGACCAGUUCUGCCCCAUCUGGAAGACCGAGUGGAUGAUGAAGCUCAUGGUCGGCUUCCACGACGAGGCCCAAAAGGCCAUUGCCCAGGGCCAGUCCUGGGCCAAGGUCCGCGAGGCCACCCAGGAGCUGCAGGGCCAGCUGCGCAGUCUCAAGUUUGAGGUUCCCUCCGACGGCCAGGACGUCAUCUCCAAGAAGUACGAGGCUAUCCAGGCGUCCAUGCUGGACAAGUUUGCCUCUGUCAUUGACGAGUAG